AUGCACUGCAGCUGCCUGGCCGAGGGCGUCCCGGCCACCCCCGGCAACUACUGGAUCUCAGGCUUGGCCUUCCCUGACUGGGCCUACAAGGCAGAGUCGUCCCCGGGCUCCCGGCAGAUCCAACUGUGGCACUUCAUCCUGGAGCUGCUGCAGAAGGAAGAGUUCCGCCAUGUCAUCGCCUGGCAGCAGGGAGAGUACGGGGAGUUUGUCAUCAAGGAUCCAGAUGAGGUGGCCCGCCUCUGGGGCCGCAGGAAAUGCAAACCACAGAUGAAUUAUGACAAGCUGAGCCGGGCCCUCAGAUAUUACUACAACAAGAGGAUCCUGCACAAGACCAAAGGGAAAAGGUUCACGUACAAGUUCAACUUCAGCAAGCUCAUCGUAGUCAACUGUCCUCUGUGGGAAGUGCGGGUGCCGCCAUCCCCCCAUCUGCUGCUGGGGGCCCCUGCCCUGUGUCGGCCAGCCCUGCUGCCCAUGGGUAUGCAGAGUGAGCUCCUGCACAGCAUGCUGUUCGCCCACUGGGCCAUGGUGGAGCAGCUGGCGGGACAGUGGACCACCCAAGGACCACCAGAGGCACCAGGGGACAAGAAGGGGAGCAGCAGCAGCUUCCACCGACUUGGCUCUGCCCCAGGCCCCUGCCGGCUGGGCCCUUGCUGCCAUUUGGGGAGCAUCCAGGGCGAGCUGCCCAGUUUCACCUCCUUCGCCCCUCCCCUCCCACCCCCUCUCUCCUCCGACUGGACCCACCUUUCGGGGCCCUCCUUGCCUCCUCUGGCCUCAGAGCAGCAGCUCCCAGGGUCCUCCAAACCAGACACUUUGCUCCCAGGACCAGGGUGUCCCCCCGGGGCCCGGCAUUCUCCAGGGCUUCCCCUGCUGGCCGGGCUGGGCCAGGGUGCAGGUGAGAGACUUCGGCGCUUGUCCGUCGGGCCGGAGGGGCUGGAGGUAAAGCCGGAUCCUGCGAUGGAGGCUCGGGGGGAGCCCAGGAAGGGCUUCCCCUCACAGACCCAUGGCCUCAGAGCUGGGGAGGACAGCCCUGCGUCCCCCGACCUGGAGAACCUCAAAGCAGUGUGGCCCUUGGAUCCUCCUUAA
Molecule: messenger RNA, 1083 nt
Organism: Propithecus coquereli (Coquerel's sifaka)
Lineage: Eukaryota; Metazoa; Chordata; Mammalia; Primates; Indriidae
Gene: ETV3L
Product: ets variant 3-like
Exons: 5
Coding region: 1-1083 (360 amino acids)
Biological process (GO): cell differentiation; regulation of transcription by RNA polymerase II
Cellular component (GO): nucleus
Molecular function (GO): DNA-binding transcription factor activity, RNA polymerase II-specific; sequence-specific DNA binding
Source: RefSeq, a predicted model, not a curated record